AUGUCGUCUCCCAACUCACAGUUGAGUGAUGCCAACGUCACAUCGACAAAUGCUACCUUUGUUCAACAAGAAAACACUUCGCUUACUGUCAACGCAGUGGCACUUGGAAUCAUAACGUUGGUGGGAACUCCAACAAACGUGCUCGCAUUCGUCACCCUUCUUUACGAGAAAUCCCUUCGCACGCCUGCUAACAUACCACUGUUGUUCCUGGCUAUAGUAGAUGGACUGAUGUGUGGACUGGUCGCGUCGCUGUACCUUACUCAACAAUUUCUUCUUGGGACGUACGCUGGGGAAACUCUUUGCCGCAUCAUAAGUUUCUUCUUUAUAGUAAACGGUGCCUCUUCGGCUGGACUUAUAGUGGUUGUGAGCGUGUGUAGACUCAUCACAGUGGUCUACACGAACGUUAUACUGAACUAUCGUCACUCUAUCUCUGGCUCGUGUGUGGUGUUGUUGCUGGCGUUGGCCAUGGCGACUCACUAUGUGAUCUUCCCCGACACUGAAUAUCUGACCUGUGUGAACAGGCUGCACUUGGUCCCCGGAACUAGGGACAGUGUAACUGAAAUGAUAGCUGUCACGUCCACCAUUUUGUGUCUGUUCGCCAUCGCCAUCUGCUACUGUAAAAUCUACUGGAAAGUACGACAACACAGACUGACGCUCAGACCCAACAGGCGACAUAAUAUUCUUAAUUCCAGCAACGUCACAGCCUUUUCAUCGACCAGCGACGCCGUCCUCUACCCAGAGACUCUCCUUAUUGUCAACUGCGCGCUACUAGGAACCAUUCUAGCGGUUGGAACGCCGGCUAAUAUUCUUUCCUUCGUCACCCUUGUUUACGAGAGGUCUCUCCGUACCCCAGCUAAUAUUCCACUGUUGUUUCUCGCGGUGGUAGACGGACUUAUGUGCGGACUGGUCGCACCACUCUAUUUGGUUAAAACGUUUCAAUUCGAGAAGCCAUCGGGAGAAGGGCUAUGCAGAAUCAUUGCCUUUUUCUUCGUACUGAAUGUCAACUCGUCCGCCUGCUUGGUAGCUGUUGUGGGUGUCUUCAGAGUGAUAACAGUGGUCUAUACGGGUGUCCUGGUGAAGCAUUGCCAUUCUGUGAUCGCGUGUUCUGUGGUGAUUUUUGUGUCCCUUGCUACGUCCAUCUACUACGAGAUUAUCCCUUCAACCCAGUAUAUCAACUGUGUUAACCGGCUGCACUUGGUACCGCCGAUUAGGAACAGUAGCAGUGAAAAGAUAAGCGUAUUACUAGUGAUAACUUCACUGUUCAUCAUCGCAGUCUGCUACUGCAAGAUCUACUGUAAAGCACGGCGACACGCACUAACCGUCCGGCCUACCAGGCAAAACAACAUCGUGCGUGUGGAUGUGGUCACUCUACGUGCCGCCAUCUUGAUCCUGACGACCUUUAUUCUGUGUUACGUUCCAGCUCUUAAGAUAAUGUAUCCAAACGUCACAUCGCCAAUUGCCAACAAUAUUACAACAACGGCCGCUACAAAUGACACCGUUGCCUACCCUCAAACUUUACAAGUCUUCAACUCCAUGUUACUCGCGGUUGUGAUUGUGGUUGGAACGACCGCAAACCUCCUCUCUUUUGCCACGUUUGUCCUGGAAAAAUCGCUCCGGACUCCUGCCAACAUCCCUCUACUGUUUCUAGCGGCAGUAGACGGACUCAUGUGCGGACUGGUUGCCCCUCUCUACCUCGCGAGAACCUACGAAUUUGAGACGUCAUCGGGGGAAGGACUGUGCCGUAUCGUCAGUUUCUUCUUCGUUCUUAAUAUCAACGCUUCAGCCUGCCUCAUAGCUAUCGUUGGGAUCUUCAGAGUUAUCACUGUUGUCUAUACUGACAUCCUACUUCGGUAA
Messenger RNA from Branchiostoma belcheri (Belcher's lancelet), 1854 nucleotides. RefSeq lists its product as uncharacterized. Lineage: Eukaryota; Metazoa; Chordata; Leptocardii; Amphioxiformes; Branchiostomatidae. Gene Ontology annotation, molecular function: G protein-coupled receptor activity. Gene Ontology annotation, cellular component: membrane. The coding region runs from base 1 to 1854 and encodes 617 amino acids. The record is from RefSeq and is a predicted model, not a curated record. The transcript has 6 exons. Gene Ontology annotation, biological process: G protein-coupled receptor signaling pathway.